Molecule: messenger RNA, 1131 nt
Organism: Puntigrus tetrazona (Sumatra barb)
Lineage: Eukaryota; Metazoa; Chordata; Actinopteri; Cypriniformes; Cyprinidae
Exons: 1
Coding region: 1-1131 (376 amino acids)
Source: RefSeq, a predicted model, not a curated record
AUGCCUUUAGAGAGAGCUUUGGGGAUCCACUGGCAUGUUGAUUCUGACAACUUCAGAUUCUCUGUUGACCUCAAAGACCAGCCAGCAACACGUCGUGGCAUACUAUCCACAGUUGCGUCUCUGUAUGAUCCCCUAGGCUUUAUUGCUCCUUUCCUGCUCAGUGGAAAAUUGGUGCUUCAGGAAAUGUGCAGAAACGGAACUGGUUGGGAUGACCCCUUCCUAAAGAAUUGCAGUCAAGUUGGGAGCAUUGGAAAGCUGAUCUGUGAACUUGGAAAAAAUCUGCAUAUCCCGCUGCUAUGUGCCUGCAAACUUUGGAAAGGUUGUCAAAAGGAGCUGCAUCACUUCUCUGAUGCGAGCAACAGCGGAUAUGGCCAGUGUACCUAUUUGAGAUCAAUAAGUGAAGAAGGAAACAUACAUUGUGCCCUGGUCAUUGGUAAAUCCAGAGUUGCUCCCAUCAAGGUCCAGACUAUUCCGAGGCUUGAACUGACAGCUGCUGUCAUCUCAGUUGCCAUGAGCAAUAUGCUUAAACAGGAGCUGGAUUAUGCGGACAUAGAAGAGCACUUCUGGACUGACUCUCAAGUGGUGUUGGGAUACAUUAACAACGAAGCACGUCGCUUUCACACAUUUGUAGCGAACAGAGUGCAGAAGAUACAUCUCAGCACUACUCCUCAACAGUGGAAAUAUGUUCCCACUAAUGAAAACCCUGCUGACCAUGCAUCAAGAGGUUUAAACACUAAUGAGAUUCUAACAUCCAAUUGGUUGACAGGGCCAGAUUUCCUGUGGAAGAAGGAUAAACCUCCUGUGGCAAAUAUUGACAUAGCACUAACGAUUGGAGAUCCUGAAGUCAGACAGGCUCAGACACUGAGUUCACAUACAACAGAAGUCUGUCUCUCAGAUCGCUUGUCAAAGCUGUCUUCAUGGUCUGGAGUUGUCCAAGCUGUGGCUCGCCUCAUUCGCAGAGCAAAAGGAGACAAAUCCAACAGUUACAGUACUGUAGCUGAACGAGAAGAUGCAAAAUGCUUAAUUGUUAAAGAUUUACAAAGAAACAACUUUCCAGAGGAAAUCAAAUUACUGAGAAAGGGGCUCAGCUGUCACCUAGCAGCAGGUUGUACCGUCUUGAUGCCUUCCUAG